AACUCUUUAGUGAGCGUAGAGAGAGGGUACAAAAAGUGUGGUGUUAUAAAGUUACGUAAUGUUCUAUUCGGCUGCUCGCCACGAUAAACAAGGCCACUGAUCAGCACCUCGGAGACCGAAGGCAGUCAGAACAUGGUGGUGUCUGUCGAUGUGAUUCACACCUUUAAAUAUCCACUUGACUUUGUCGUGAACACUCACUUCACAAAGUAUCCAAAUGCCAAAGAGAAGUAUGUUCAGAAAAUUGAAACCAUAGAGCAACAAAUUGACAAGAACAGUGGAGUAAACUACAUACGAAGGAUAGCUACAUGUCAUAACGUCAUACCGGCAGUCCUCCGUCUGAUAAGUGCUUUGAAUGUGAAGGAAUUUCUUCUAGAGGAAAAGUCUUGGCUGGAUGCCAAGAAACAAUCUCUACAUCUCAAAAGUCGCAACCUCACCUGGUGUAAUUAUGCAAAUAUGUGGGAAGAGUCAGUGUUCAAGCCUUGCCCAGAAAACCCCAAGUGGACACAGUUAAAACAGCAUGGUGUUAUUGACAUUCAAGGCAUCGGACCCUUUGGCAGAGUCAUUGAAAUGUUUGCUGAGAAAUUCCUUCAUGCUGGUGUGAAGAGGGGUUUAAGUAUCAUGGAAGAUUUGUUGUUGGAAAGACAUCAAGAGAAGGUGACAGAUCUUGAUGGUGAUGCCUGAGGAAUUUGACAUUUUGAGGAGAUACCUAUACCAGUGGAAGUGCCAAAUAAUAAUACUCAACCAAAUAUAUACCUCUGACCUUUUGACUCUUUUGUAAACUGACAUGAAAGUUAAAUAAUCGAGAGUGAAAACAUUGAAUGUCAAUUCCAUGAGCAAAUUUGAAUUACUGCAUUGAACAUGCUCCUAGUUUAUGAAAUACCUCAAUCUGAAAUAUCAUGAUAUCAGUUCGGUACCGUGCUAAAUAAAAUGAAUUUUGAAGUGUAAAUACACAUACAAAUGUGCAAUAUAUGACUGUUUCAAACUUUAUCAUUAACCAAAAACAGACUGCUCUUGAAAAUUAAUUACACUAUAAUUGUAACUUUUCCAAUUAUUGUGAUUUUUCUGUUUUCUGUACGUAUACUUUCCAAUAUUUUUAGCUCACCUGGUCCGAAGGACCAUGUUGAGCUUAAUGCCAUAU
Messenger RNA from Mizuhopecten yessoensis (Yesso scallop), 1138 nucleotides. Its product is annotated as PRELI domain-containing protein 2-like. Gene Ontology annotation, cellular component: mitochondrial intermembrane space. Lineage: Eukaryota; Metazoa; Mollusca; Bivalvia; Pectinida; Pectinidae. The transcript is spliced from 6 exons. Gene Ontology annotation, molecular function: phosphatidic acid transfer activity. Gene Ontology annotation, biological process: phospholipid transport. Bases 133 to 681 code for a protein of 182 amino acids. The record is from RefSeq and is a predicted model, not a curated record.